AUGUCUGACCGAAUAUUUUAUAUUCAAUCUAACUUGUCCGCUGUCCCCUGGGAGAGCAGAGCAGCAGCAGCAGUGCCUUCCACAUCUCCUCCUACACCUGCAUACUACCAUGUCCUCUACAGAGGAUGUGGAGAAACCCAGGUGGGCUGGCAUGGAGAGACAUACUGCCUGGUUGGUGGCUACCGGCUCUAUGGAGAUGUUCCCUUGGCCACUCCACCAAAGGCCAAAGCAGAAAAGCCAGCAGAGAAAGAGGCUCCCAAGAAACGCCGAGCUCCAACAGAGGCAGAAAAGUCCCUGGGUUGUCCCAGCCCCAAAAUUUGUACCAAGAGACCAAUGUCAAAGAAGCUGGCUGGCUGA
Messenger RNA from Marmota monax (woodchuck), 357 nucleotides. RefSeq names its product DPEP2 neighbor (gene Dpep2nb). Lineage: Eukaryota; Metazoa; Chordata; Mammalia; Rodentia; Sciuridae. The transcript has 3 exons. The record is from RefSeq and is a predicted model, not a curated record. Bases 1 to 357 code for a protein of 118 amino acids.